Molecule: messenger RNA, 1579 nt
Organism: Oryza sativa Japonica Group (Japanese rice)
Lineage: Eukaryota; Viridiplantae; Streptophyta; Magnoliopsida; Poales; Poaceae
Product: protein S40-7
Source: RefSeq, a predicted model, not a curated record
UGAGCCAAGCUACCAAAUCAGCCUUAAAAUAUCUUAAGGGUGUGUUUGGAUAAUGGGAAAUGUGGGGUAGGAUUGGUAUUGGAAAAUGAAAGAAGGGUUAGAAUUAAAUGGAAGAGGGUGAAUAAAUGGUUAGGAUUUAAAGAUAGUUGGGAAAUCAUUUCCCUUUCCCAUCUGUCAAACACCACCUAAAAGGACAAAAAGGCCACGCUACCUGAGGCCCCCAUGGCCCAGAGUCCGCAUCGGCACGCAUCCAUUGUUGCGCUGGUCACCCCGCUCGCCGCCGGCUCGCCGCCUCCCACCACUGGAUCGGCCAAAUCCGACGCCAGCGCCGCCGCCUAGCCACUCCAUGGACCGCUCUCGCCACAAGAACUCGCCUAGUUCCGAGCGCUUCCUCGGCUCCUUCCUCCCCUCCGCGGCCGCCGGCGACCAGCCCGGAUCGGCGGCCUUCGAGCUCGACGAGGACGACCUGUUCGCCUCUGGGGCUGGAUCCCCCGAGCGGCCGCAGCCGUCUCGCCGCCCUCUCAUCCUCUCCGCAGUCCGCGCCGCAAACCCUAGCCCCCUCCCCCGCCUCCGCCGCCCGCCGGAGGGCAUCCUCGAUGCUCUCCCCGAGCGCCGCUCCCCUUUCUCACCGCCUCCAUCGUCUUCGUCGAACUCGUCGACCACCGCCUCCCCAGCGGCGGCGGCGGCUGCUCCUCCACGCCUGAUCCCCACCAUCCCCCGCCCGGCGGCGGCUCUGGCACCACAUAUCCCGCAGUCUGCGCCGGUGAAUGUGCCGGUAGCGCAGUUUAGGCGGUUAUCGGUGGAGGCACUGAUGGAUAAAGCUGAGGAUGACGACGACGACGACGAGGAGAUGCUGCCGCCGCACGAGAUGGUGGCGCGAGCGCGGGCGCGGGAUUCACCGAUGACCACCUUCUCGGUGCUGGAGGGCGCCGGCCGCACGCUCAAGGGGAGGGACCUCCGCCAGUGUAGCCAUGGCGUAUGGCAGCUCAGUGAAGAGCUGGAACCAGGAACUGCUGACCGGAUGCCUCCUGUAGUCCUGUGACCAAACUAUAGACACAUGAACGAAAUUGCAAGCCUGGCUACAGAGGUAUACUGAAGUUUGGAUAAGAUCACCAGGAGCAGAAAAAACACGGGGGGUUAUCCUGCGCCUCUCAUUUGACAUCCACAUGCAAAAAAUCACUCGCUGAUGGCUGUGCCAGUGGCUCAGUGUAGAGUGUAGACAAGUCAUGUGGCUAUCAAUAGAUCAUGACAACUGCCGCCAGCUUAAUUAGUCGAAAAAUCAACACUGAAUAAUGCUGCGGCUGUUAGCUGAGUUCAGUUGUAAAAAAAAAGGGGGCCAAGUCUAGUUUCAGAGUCAACGCCUUGACGCAUACAAUGGCCAAUUGCGCUUUACCAUUCACGUGAUGAAAUCCAGUGUAUUUGACUGAUAUGGAUGUCUGCAGAGCUACUAGUACCUAUUGGGGGCAUGGAAGGAUUUACUAAUUAUGAUAAGAAAAAGGUCAAAUACAGACAACAGUAGGUGGGUUUAAUUCAAAAGGACGCUAAAUAUAUGUGCUUGGUUUCUCUACCCUUAUUGCUA